AUGUCUCCUGCAGCUGCUGCCGAGCCAGAUGGGGCCCAGGGAGACAGGCACGUCACCAAGCUCAUUUUCUUCCUUUUUGUCAUUGGUACCAUCCUGCUGUGUGUGGGAGUCCUGCUCUCCAUCUUUGGGUUCCAGGCGUGCCAAUACGAAAGCCUCCCAGACUGCAGCAUGGUGCUGAAGAUCUCCGGGCCCGCGUGUGCUGUGAUUGGGCUGGGGGCUGUGGUCCUGGCCCGCUUCCGGGCACGACAUCAGCGAAGUGAGGAGCGCCUGCGAGGCAACCAGGGGGCCUCCGACCGAGCCUUCCUCUGUGGAGAGAGUCGCCAGUUUCUCCAGUGUCUCAUCUUUGGGUUUCUGUUCCUGGCGAGUGGUAUGCUCAUCAGUGUACUGGGCAUUUGGGUCCCCGGGUGUGACUCAGACUGGGCACAGGAACCGCUGAAUGAGACAGACACUGCUGACUCAGAGCCCCAGGUCUGUGGAUUCCUGUCCCUGCAGAUCUUGGGACCCUUGAUUGUGCUUGUGGGAUUGUGUUUCUUCGUGGUUGCCCAUGUUAAGAAGAGAAACAACUUGAAUGUGGGCCAGGAUGCUUCUGAAAGUGAAGAGAGACAGACCCAGAACGUGGAGCCCAUCCAGGUCACUGUAGGUGAUGCCGUGAUCAUAUUCCCACCUCCUCCACCACCUUACUUUCCUGAGUCUUCAGUUUCUGCAGCUACUCGGAGUCCUGGGGCUGACAGUUUGCUCCCAAGUGAAAAUCCACCUUCAUAUUACAGUAUUUUUAACUAUAGGAUCCCAACUCCCGAGGGCCAAGGCGCAGCCUCUGAGAGAGAUUGUGAACCUAUAUAUACUAUUUCUGGGACCGCUUCAUCCUCUGAGACCUCUCACACUCCCUGUCUCUCAUCCGAAUUGCCUCCCAGAUACGAAGAAAAAGAAACUGCUUCCACCACAUCCUUGUCUCCAUCUUCUGAGCCUUCCCCACCAUGA
This is a messenger RNA of Mesoplodon densirostris (Blainville's beaked whale), 978 nucleotides long. RefSeq names its product transmembrane protein 171 (gene TMEM171). The record is from RefSeq and is a predicted model, not a curated record. The transcript is spliced from 3 exons. Lineage: Eukaryota; Metazoa; Chordata; Mammalia; Artiodactyla; Ziphiidae. The coding region runs from base 1 to 978 and encodes 325 amino acids.